UUCGAAAAGCAAAACAAAUAAAAACUCCACCCUCCUCCUCGGUUCCCUCGCCUCUCUACGGUCCCUGACUAGUUUGGUUGGUUAGUUAACCCUACCUCGCCGCCGGCCAUGGCGUCCGCGGGAGAUGGGUCCGCUUCGGAUCCUGCGGCGAAGGAAAAGCUCAUAGUCGUCCGGGUCAAGCGCAAACCUGCCCAGACCCGUCCAGACGCUUUCUGGCUAGAGAUUAACGAGAGGCCAGUGAAGAAGGCGAUGCUCGAUUUCUCCAGCCUUUCAAUCUCCGAACCCUCCUCUUCCUCCUCCAGUGCUAAAGCUUCGGAGGAACCACGAGUUAAGAAGCUUCUUGUCCAACACAUUGAGACAGUACACCAUUCUGAAGCUGUUGAAGAUGUUUUACACUCUCUUUUGCUUGCUGACUCAAAUAACAAAGAGACAAAGAGCAAGACAAAGGAGUGGAAUGACAGGAUCAAGCAAGACAGAAAACAAGACCAGCUACGAUCAGCAGCCAGACAGAGGCAUGAGGAUCUGGGGAGAAAUGCUCGCUUUGCACAAAUAUGGAGGAGUCGAAAAGGAGAAAAGAACGAAGCUGAUGAAUCACUGAGAGAAAUAUGUCAUCUUUAUGAUGCUGUACAGGUAGAUCCUGACGAGGAGAAGCAUCCGGCAGAACCACGGAUCACCUCUUUUGAAGAGGGUGCUGUUUUAUGCAACUUUCUUCCGCUUAUACGGGAGUACUUGCCAUCAGCUGCUGAAGAAAUUGAAUCAGAUAUUAUUUCACUGGCACAGUCGGAAGAUUCAGAGGUUUAUGACAUAUAUACUGUCAAGGAGGUGGAUGAUACAAGCAUGGAGGAUACAUCAGCAGCUUCAUAUCCACGUUUACAAGUUGACGAUGACCAAGGUGAAUGUUACGAUGAUGUCUAUCUGUAUGAUACAGAUGAUUCAAAUGCCGAAGAUAAUCCAUUGUUUGACUAUCCUGAAGAGCUGUCCGGGGAUGAGGAUGAUGGUAGCACCGGUGAGGAUCCUUUUGGAGGCAUGGAAGGUUCAGAUUCUGAGUACGAGAAGGAAGAAGUAGAGGUUGAAGGUGAUGAUUAGUGGCGAUAGGGAAUUGUGAAGAAAUGUGCAGUAGUAGGUGCAGGGGGAAGCUAGUGUGGUGCCUGAGCUAAAUGUGUAGUAUUGGUUGACUGUUGAGAGGAAUAGGUUCAGCAGAUUAACGGCCUUUCAGAUGCUCGUAAUGGAAGGUUACUUUGAGAAUUCGACUUGCUCAAUGCUGUAGAUGAUUUACUAUCAUUUUACAACAGUGCAUGAUAAGGUACUCUCUGCAUUGCGAGGAAGAAUCUAUUCUCGAUUUUCUC
Messenger RNA from Phragmites australis (common reed), 1346 nucleotides. RefSeq names its product RNA-directed DNA methylation 4-like. Bases 109 to 1086 code for a protein of 325 amino acids. The record is from RefSeq and is a predicted model, not a curated record. The transcript is spliced from 10 exons. NCBI's taxonomy places the organism in Eukaryota, Viridiplantae, Streptophyta, Magnoliopsida, Poales, Poaceae.